This is a messenger RNA of Branchiostoma floridae (Florida lancelet), 1194 nucleotides long. RefSeq lists its product as uncharacterized. The record is from RefSeq and is a predicted model, not a curated record. Lineage: Eukaryota; Metazoa; Chordata; Leptocardii; Amphioxiformes; Branchiostomatidae. The transcript has 4 exons. Bases 265 to 615 code for a protein of 116 amino acids.
ACAUCUUUUUUUUCAAAUCUUUUCCAGGGUGACAGUCUGAUUAUAGAAUGUACCUACGAUUCGACGCACAAGGAACACGUUACGUUUGGUGGACUCGAUAUAAAGGAUGAAUUGUGCCUGGCCGGUUUCCAAUACUACCCAAAGUUCAACCUGACUGACUGUGUGAGUACCCCAAGUCUCUAUACCACGUCCGGCUUCGCUGGAAUCCAGGAUGCUGACUUUGACUAUGACACUUUGGAAUUGAACAUCACUGCGCCAGCAGCCAUGGUAGGCAUGACUUACGAGGAUGCCAUCAAAGCUGUCCCGUGGACAGAGGAGAAAGCACAAACCUUCUCUGACAUGCUGCUGAAUGGGAUCUUCCACACCCGCUGCCUGGCCAAUCCCGAGUCUGCCGUUGAUAUUCGCCUUUUUGACGAAGAUCUGCCCUUACCACGCGGACUCAGAGUGACUCCCGAGGACGUAUGCAGCGGGAGGACUGCACAGGAAACUACUCCGGCAAACCCUGGUCCUACCGUGGAGGAUUGGGCGGGCUCCGGCGCCUGGCGCCCUGGUGUGUAUGCAGUUCCAGUGAUGGCCACUUGCCUGGCGCUGAUCUAUAGUGUAGUGACGCCGUAGUAUAAAGAACGCCAUCUAUUUAGAAACGAGGUAAACCUGAAACAAUCUGGAUCCAUUAUUGCAUAAGCAUUUUUUACUACCGUUAUCGCUAUUGUAUUUUGAAUCUUAACUACAUUAUCAUCUUAACCUCAGCGUAUCCACAUGUUCCCUUCAGAUAAAUCGUGCAUGAGUUUUGAAAAUAUCAAAACUUUUUGCUUUUUUUCUGAUUAAGUAUGUGUUUAAAAACCAGACUGCUUUGGUCAAAUGGUAUAGCUUUUGUUUAUGUAAAUUGGAGUGACUACAAAGUUAUCAUUAUCAUACUAAUUAUGGAAGUAUUAAGGAACAAAGCUUGGUUGUGUAGCACUUCCUGACAAUAUGUUAAUUAUGCCUCAUUGUGCAUGGUUAUACCGUAUCGUGUUCAUCCUUACUUAGCUUUAAGUGGCACACUUAAAUUCCCAUCGUUUCCAUAUAGACUUAUUGUUAGUAUAUUACCAUUAACAAUGCAUGUUAAAUCUCUUGCUUGAUUUUUUUGCUAACAACGAAUGGAACUAUCCAUUAUUAGAUGACGUAAGAUAAAAAUACGAAAUAACCUUGAUUUAA